This is a messenger RNA of Penicillium hordei, 426 nucleotides long. RefSeq lists its product as uncharacterized. The record is from RefSeq and is a predicted model, not a curated record. NCBI's taxonomy places the organism in Eukaryota, Fungi, Ascomycota, Eurotiomycetes, Eurotiales, Aspergillaceae. The transcript has 2 exons. The coding region runs from base 1 to 426 and encodes 141 amino acids.
AUGGCUGACAUUUGUCCUUUCACAGGUACACCAGUCAACCAAUACUCUGACCUCCGGCUAGAAACAGCUUUCGACACAGUCUUUCAACGGAAAUCGUAUCACGUCUCUGGAAGCCCGGGCUCUGAGACCCAUUGCGGUAUCGUCCCGGGGGAGCUGAGUGAUGGGCUAUCUGAGACCCCGUGUGGCCUCGACCCAGAGGAGUGGGGUUGCCCCGUGAAGAGGAAUCUGAGGGCAUUCUUGACGUCUGAUUGCGCGCAAGCGUAUCACGUCUUUGGGGAGGUGAAGGAUGGGCUAUCUGAGACCCGGCGUGGCCUCGUCCCAGAGGGGGAGGACUCCGAUGGCAGACAGGGGGAGGAUACGGUACAUAGGACAGUCACCCACCGAGGGUAUGGGCUUACAUCCUACGCGAUGGGAGGUGGAGGAUAA